UAUGAGCACGCAGCCCGCAUCUGGUCAUUAGUAGUCUGUGCAGGGCUGCAUUUCUUUGUUCUUGUUGUUUUCUGGGAAGAUUCCUAGAAUUGUUUGCGGUUCUUUUACUUUCUAUUUGCUUUUCUCGCAGAUCAAGUGAGGGCACGGGCCAUUCAAUAUUCCUCUUCCUCACAACCUCAGAUAUCAAGCACGCUCCCACCUCUUAUCAUUUCUAUCCGUCUCUUUCCCUCUCAUCAUCUCUCCCUUUAAUCAUCUCUCUUUAAUCUUCUUCUCGACUGUUUUGACCUGUUUCAAGGAUUCCUUCCCCUCUUCACAAAACCGUCAUCUCUCUGUUCUAAUGCACACGCUGCUUUCAGCGGGAGAAAUCCUAGUAUGGAUUCAUUCGCAUUGACAGCACCCGUGGCCCUGAUGGGUACUACGACCCAGGAUGAUCCGUUCUACUGGGACCCAGAUACUCUCUCAAUGGAAUUAUGUUCUCAAUGCCAUCUAUGGGUCAGAAAUCCGGCUGCGUUGGCCGCGAAACUAGCUACUGAAGACAUCGAUGGAAGAACACUACUCACCUACGAGCUUCUUUUUGGAAGGAGAGAGCUGCAGGAAGCUCUCGGCAUAACCACUGCGCGCAGCAAGGCAGGUUUAGCAGAGGCCAUCCUUGGUUUUCAAGCGAAAAGUCAAGGUUUUCGUUCGUGGAAGAAAAAAUGGCUGAAAGAGAGCCGCGAUGCGACCAACCUCGACGAAGAAGGAGGUGACGUCAAAGGCGAGAUAGCCAAUACACCUCCCGUGAAGCCGUAUUCAUAUGCAUCACCAAAUUUAGGCCUACAUGGCAAUCCAGCCAAGCAUGAGACAGACCAAGAGGAAGUGAUGAAUACAAGACAUGUUCAAGAUGUUACAUCCUUCGACAACCUCUUUGCAGAAUUUGACGGGGACUGUAUCAUGCAAACAAUGAAUGGAGACACAGAUCAUUGUGUCAAGGCAGACUCUGCAUCUGCUCCUCCUCUUAAUCUCAUUGAAAGCCCGCCGCCUGCUCAGCAAAGCGAAGAACAGCCUUCUAAGCGGAGACGAUUAGCGCCAACAAACUUGAGCACGAAACCUCUGGCUGAUUCGGAUUCACUUGCAUUAACGCAAACUGUACCAUUAAAUUUGGUGGGCACAAUUGAGAAACAAAGCAAUAAUGACGAGCGUCCCGCUACAGGAAUUCCUCCUGUUUAUGCCUACCUAGGCGAAAAAGGCCGCCAUCGACAAACUGUGCUAUCUCAUGUUGAUUCUCCUGACGUCCCUCACAUCAGUCAUGUCAAGGGCGGAUUUGCCGUCGUGUCUUCAAAAUACACGAUACCUCCUGGGAAAAGGCUUGUCACCAACAGCAUCAUACGAAGGCAAUUGAUCAAAAACUCCAAAAAGGAAGCGGCACUCAAACGGGGUGAUGCUGUUGUUAGAUCCCCGACCCCUUCUAAUAGAAGCGAGUCUGUAGUUGAUCUUGACGACUUGCCGGAUUCUUGGGAUGAAGAGACGCAGCGAGAAAUCGAUGAAGAGAAUGCAGAGACUGCUGCAAGGGAGCGUGAACAGGCCCGCCAAUUCUCCACAGAGCGUGUGGGAUCCAUUUUGAAGGAAGAGAUGGCUGCCAUGGAAGCUAUAUGGAAAGAAACAAAGCUGCCUAAAUACAAUCUCAAAGCCCACCAAAUCUGGAAAAAGUCUAGGCGAGGAGAGAGGACUAAAGAGAAGAUAUUUAAGGCGCGCAGAGAAGUUUCGCGUUAUGAAACGCGAAUAAAGAAGCUUUAUGCCGAAAUACUCGACAACACUUGGCAAACAGAGCGCGAGGUCCGAACACAAGCAAGUGUCAUGGAGCAGAGUUUGAGCGACAAGCUGUAUCACACAUGGCUGCUUGAGCUUCUGGAGCAGCGCGAAGCUCCGCCUAAACCCUCGGAUAUGCCGAAGCCGAAGCCAAAAUUAUCUAUCGCAAAGACUCCCAUGGAUCCUUUCGACGAUGAAGUGCUGACUAGUUCUGAUGAAGAUGAAUUCGUUGUACCUGAUGAAGAGGAAUUCCUUGUGCCUCCUGAUGGCGAUGAAGAUGAAUUCAUUGUGCCUGAUGAUGGCGAUGAAGAUGACUUGUUCAUGGCCGACAGAGAGCCUUUUGAAGAUGUUCCCCAAUCACUACCAUUUCGGCCAAGUCACAUACCAUCUGAUAUUGAAUCUGACAUGGUCAUCGAUCUUACGCUUCUGGAGUCUGAUGAACAAAUCACAGACAGUAAAUCGGCGAUACAAUACAUUGAUCUGACAUCUCCGGUUAAACGUGAAGUGCGAGAAGCUGGUGUCAUCGCAGAAAAGUCAUUGCUAGCAAUCGUUUUGCCCGAAGAGGUACCGCCUAUGGAUCAUCUGGGAAGCCUACAGACCAUCGGUGAACAUUCUCCAAGGCACUGGGCAAAGCAGAAAGAUCGUUGGAGAUUGGUUCUCUGUCUGCUAUGGAAGCUUCCACAAACUCGCCGUGAAUGGAUUCUUCGACUAAUGCAAGACAAUACAGCAGAAGAUGCUUGGCAGGCCUCGAUACACUCCCACCAAACGAAUCCUCUUGCCCAAGAGUCUGAUAUUGGAAAAGAAGAGACAACGACCGUUGCAUUUGAUGUCACAAAACUCUUCUUGAGCUGCACGCGGUGCCGUCAAUGCAUAGAUAAGCGAGUCGUGGCUUUGGACAAGACAGACAAGAACAGAAUCAAUCGCGCAAAGGCUUUCUUCUCUACUUUCCAUGCGUUUAUCAAAGAGUGGGCGCCCCAAUUCCCACAGAGCAACCAAAUUUACAGAACCGAUGCCUUUGACGACGAAAUAGGGCUAGACGAAGCUGAUGAGCAUCAGCUUGGCGUUACCGAUACGCCCUCAAAGGUGCGCAAACACGUGGUCAAAGAAAUUAUCCAAAAUAAAGAGGGCGUUGCUCUUCGAGAACGAGAGAUGAAACGUGCUGCAGAGAUUGAGGCUCGCCGAGAGAAAGUGCGAGCUACUCUGGCAAACUCAAACGCUCUCUCUGUGGAUAAGUCUCGAGUCAUUAUAAACGAAAGCAAGGAGGACGAUCAACCAUUCAUUUAUGUGAAUGAUGAUAUCGGACAGCGCAUAAAGGAUCAUCAGAUCAAUGGAGUGCGGUUUCUGUGGGACCAAAUUGUCCUCGACGCAAAGGAGCGAAAGACUCGCCAGGGCUGUCUCCUCGCUCACACCAUGGGCCUGGGGAAAACGAUGCAAGUCAUCACAUUUCUGGUAGCUGUGACCGAGGCUGCAAACUCAGAUGAUGAAUCUGUGCGUUCACAGGUUCCCCAAGAGCUCAGAAAGUCGCAGUCACUUAUCCUAUGCCCCGCUGGCCUGGUUGAUAACUGGCUCGACGAGAUAUUGAUGUGGUCGCCCAGAGGCUUACUCGGCAAUGUGUUCAAAGUCGAGUCAGCUCAGAAAGUGGAUGAACGCAUGUCAAUUAUCAAGACCUGGGAGCGAGAUGGCGGAGUGUUGGUUGUUGGGCACAAAUUGUUUGAACGGUCAAAAAACGACAUGCGGGAGAUACUUACACAGUCGCCCAACAUGGUGAUAUGUGACGAGGCCCAUGUGAUGAAGAAUCCGGAAUCGAAUAUUCACCGAGCUUGCCAGGAAUUUCGCACUAGAAGCCGAAUUGCCUUGACCGGCUCGCCGCUGUCCAACAAUGUCGAAGAGUACUAUUGGAUGAUCAACUGGGUGGCGCCGAAUUUCCUCGGCCCUGAACAAGAAUUUCGAGACAUAUACGGCAACCCAAUCCAUUGCGGCCUGUGGCAUGACAGUACAAGGGAAGAAAAACGAAAAGCCCUGAAAAUGCUGGAAGUAUUGAAGCUCAAUGUAGCACCCAAAGUGCAACGAGCCACCACUCAGAGUGUCAAACAUGAGCUGCCUGCCAAGUACGAAUUCGUCCUAUUCGUUGAGCCAACCCCCACUCAGAAACUACUCUACAACCUCUACUUGGCCGAAAUGGCGCCGUAUUUGGCGGACUCGAAACAGGCAAAGGUAUUUGGCGCCACAGAUCACCUCAGGCUCAUCUGCAAUCAUCCUCGUUGCUUCAGGCAAAAGGUGUUGGAAAUGUCAUCCAAGGCAGAUGUGCCAGGAUCAUCAAGGACACCAGCAGCGGCACAGUUGAAAGAACCCGACGAAAACGAAGACGACACAGACGACGAUUGCAUUGCUAAGACCAAAGCUCCGGCGAUAACCUUUCCCCAGAGUAUGAUUUCUAGUGUUCUUAAGGAGACAAGCAAGGCUGAUAAUGCCAAUCCUGCUCUGUCACGAAAAGUUGAGCUUCUUCUGAUGAUUCUGGAUGAAGCACGUGCCAUAGGAGACAAGGUCCUCGUAUUUAGCCAAUCCCUACUUACGUUGGAUUAUCUCGAAAACUUGUUCAAGGAGCAGAGGCGUACGGUAUGUCGCCUAGACGGUUCCACGGCCGCAUUCAAGCGGCAGGAGCAGAUCAAAGCUUUCAAUACUGGAAAGCAAGAGAUCUAUCUUAUUUCCACAGGGGCUGGUGGCGUUGGUCUUAACAUUUACGGUGCCAACCGUGUUGUCAUCUUCGAUUUCAAGUGGAAUCCGGUGACAGAGCAACAAGCGGUGGGACGAGCCUACCGAUUUGGGCAAGAAAAGACGGUAUACGUCUAUCAGUUUGUCGUUUCAGGAGCUUUUGAGGAGGCAUUGCAAAACAAGACUGUUUUCAAGAUGCAACUCGCGUCACGCGUGGUAGACAAGAAGAAACCCGUUAGCUGGGGAAAGCGAGUAGGGGAGUUGCUUCAGCCAAUAAAACCGAAGCCAGCCAAGGACCUCGGAGUCUUAAAAGGUCGAGACAGAAUACUGGACAAGCUCAUCGAGCAUGCUCAACCUGGAGGUACCAUUCGCGAAAUCAUCUCGACAGAUACAUUUGAAGAAGAAGAUCCCACCAAUGAACUGACAGCUGAAGAGCGAAAAGACGCCCAAGAGCUGCACGACUUGGAGCGGAUGAGGCACACCAACCCUGAGAAGUACAGGAUGAUGCUGGACCAGAAACAAAGAGCAGAACAGAUUCGAGCGAUGGCUGAAGCCGCCAGGCCCUCUAGGGUUGAUAUGGCCGCUGUCAACGCACGCUUGAUGGAGGACUUGUAUAUACCACAGUUGAGUCCGUCAUCGGGCCUUGCUCAUGACGAUACAGCGGCAUCAAACAUAAACACUAUGCCGGUUACGCAAACACAGGCAGAUGGUGUCAUGCCACUUGGCCCUCAAGCGCACAUGCCGCAGUUUUCGUCGUCAGCCCCGUUACCAAUGACCGGGGCAAACACACAUAUCCUGAAAUCUAAUGCUCCAUCUAUCUUUCCAAUAACGCCAUCGAAUGGUGCAGCAAGGGAAAUGGGACAAGCAGUAGGAUCAACGUCAACAGUUGCGGCACUUGCGACUAACACAGGGGCAUCGUUGUUCAGCCAGCCUCGAAGUCAUGCUAAGGUCGAUUUCGAGAAAGAGUUGGCUAAAAUGAUAGAAGCUCAUUCAGAAAUCAAAGAUAAUCCGCCUGACGUAGCAAGAAUGCUUACCGAGGGGAUUACCGUGGCCCAAAAAGCACAGGGCCAUGGGUUUCUCCCAGACGACGCUCGAUGGCGCCUCCUGCUGAGCCAUAUACGAAAUAAUCGCCGGUUUAUGCUUGCGAUAGUAUUGGGCCAUUGCACUCCAACAUACCUAGCAACAGCGCCGGAAGAGGAAAUCCAAAAUAGGAUCGCAAUUAUGAACGGUCAUUCGGAGAAGGACUUUUUGGCCCAAUUGAGACGGGUAUUUGAGACACCUGACCCAAGUGUAGGUUUGUCAUUAUUUUCUUCCUAUUGAUGUUUUCCUCCUGGCCGUGUUUGAUAUCCUCUCUUGUGCUUACACCGGGGU
Molecule: messenger RNA, 5868 nt
Organism: Trichoderma harzianum CBS 226.95
Lineage: Eukaryota; Fungi; Ascomycota; Sordariomycetes; Hypocreales; Hypocreaceae
Exons: 3
Coding region: 373-5817 (1814 amino acids)
Cellular component (GO): nucleus
Molecular function (GO): ATP binding; ATP hydrolysis activity; ATP-dependent chromatin remodeler activity
Source: RefSeq, a predicted model, not a curated record